This is a messenger RNA of Angiostrongylus costaricensis, 690 nucleotides long. The record is from the annotation of a GenBank genome assembly. Lineage: Eukaryota; Metazoa; Nematoda; Chromadorea; Rhabditida; Metastrongylidae.
AUGGUAUACGGUUGUGGAAAUUCGUGUGUGAAGUUCCUAUUUUUCCUAGUGAACCUAUGUAUUUGCAUCUUUGGUUCACUUAUCUUUGGUGUCUCGUUAUGGGCAAAUUUGGACAAGAACUUUGGUUCACACCUGGCUGAUUUUGUUCGUAAGGUCGACGGAGCUGACCAUAGACAUAUCGAUGAAAUAUCGAAGUAUCAAGCAUCCUUAUGGGUUCUCGUAGCGGUUGGAGCGCUUUUGUUCUGUGUUGGAUUCCUUGGAUGUUGUGGUGCAGCAUGUGAAAGUCCAAUACUUCUUGGAUUGUUUUUUUUCAUCGUCAUGGUCCUCACUGCCAUUGAAGUCGGUGCAACGAUUUUUGCCAUGUCGAAUAGGGGGAAAUUCAUCGAAGCAAUCCAGAAGGUUCUGCAAUCUUCAUCAGGCACGCCUGAGAUGCGUCGUAACCUUAAGCCAAUCCAAGACCUUUUCAAAUGUUGUGGUGCUACAUCUUUAACAAAGCACUUAUACAUAAGUGAUGGUCUUUGUACUGCGCCUGACUGCUUCGAACGUAUCACGCACAUGGUGGAAUCGUCAGGUGAAGUGAUCAUAGUAAUCGGAUUCGUUCUGCUUGCCAUCGAGAUAUGUUCACUCAUUUUUUCCUGUAUCCUCUGUCGUGCGUCGCGUGAAAUUCGUUACGCAGGAUACUAUUCCUAA